Messenger RNA from Lactuca virosa, 703 nucleotides. Lineage: Eukaryota; Viridiplantae; Streptophyta; Magnoliopsida; Asterales; Asteraceae. The record is from the annotation of a GenBank genome assembly.
GAAGAAGCAAACAAUCUUCAUUCUUCAAAACAUUUGAACCGAUUCGAAAAUGGUGGGACCUUCUCUCAAUGCUCCGAAGCCUCCGACCACAGCCGCAACAAUCAAAUUCCUGUGUAGUUAUGGCGGGAGGAUUCUUCCUCGGUAUCCUGAUGGCAAGCUUCGGUAUCACGGUGGCCAGACACGUGUACUCGCCGUUGCUCGCUCCAUCUCGUUCUCUGAAUUGAUGGCGAAACUUGGUGAAUUGUGCGGGAAGACGGCGAGUUUAAGGUGUCAAUUGCCGACGGAGGAUUUAGAUGCCCUUGUUUCCAUUACAUCUGAUGAAGAUCUUGUGAAUCUCGUUGAGGAAUAUGAUCGAGCAGCUUGUCUACAAUCAUCAUCUCUCAAAAUUAGAGCGUUUCUAUGUUUUCCAAAGAAAUGCUCUCCGACUCCUUCCACCGCCUCUGCCUCUGGAUCUGGAUCUAGUUCUUCCACAGGCACACCUACGCUUGAGGCGGCGUCACCACAACCUCCUUCUCCGUCCUCUUUUUAUCCGGCUUCGAGGUUUCCUGUUAGCGCCACAAAUCCGUGCAUCCAUACAGCACCGUUGAAACCACCUGUAAAACUUCCAUUCUGCUACAACAAAUCCGCCGGAAAGCUUCCUUGUAAUCCGUAUAGAAAUUCCAACCGGUUUUGUCUCGUUCACAAUGGAAACCAUUGGCAAUAA